AAAGAUGAAGCUUCGAAAACAGAAGAGGAUACAGAACAAGCUGCUUCAGUUGUAAAUCACUGCAUCAAGUCAAAGGACGCGAAUGCCUCUGUCCAUAUUUCAAGAAAACAUGAAUCACAGGUGAUCCUAUCAACGGCACUUGUUUACGUCAAGAACAACAAAGGAAAACGAAUCGUUUGCAGAGCAUUAUUAGACCCAGGCGCUCAAUCAAAUCUAAUCACGGUUGCCUUGAGUCAAAAAUUGAAAUUGUCUUACACGAAUGGAAGUGUGCCAGUCUCAGGGGUUUGCAAAAUAAAAACGGAAGCAAAGCGUACAAGAUUGCAUAUAGAGUCAAUGCAUUCGGAAUUUGUAGCAGAGCUGGAGUGUCUGGUGCUGCCAACCAUCACAACGAAGUUGCCGCAGGUAAACAUUAACACGGAAAAGAUUCUAAUUCCUACAGAUACGCUUCUUGCAGAUCCCACAUAUGGUGAACUCGGAGACAUUGAUCUACUUAUUGGAGCCGGACUCUACUGGAAGAUCGUCAUAGGUUCGCCGAGAAAUUGUAUCAACAAUCAGCCGGCGUUACAGAACACACGACCAGGUUGGAUUAUAGGAGGAGAAACAUCCGAAGAAAUUCUUAAAUCAGCAUCUACAUGUCUCACAAUAACGAAUCCACAAUUAGCGCAGCAGCUUAAAAAAUUUUGGAAGCAGGAAACGCUUCCAGAAGUUCAACAUUAUACGAAGGAAGAGAAAUUAUGUGAGCGACAUUUCUCUGAAACAGUGCAAAGAGAUUCGAGCGGAAGAUUCAUCGUGCGAUUACCAACGUGCCCUAAUAUUCGUUUGGGACAAUCCAGGGAUCAAGCACAGCGCAGACUGUGA
Wasmannia auropunctata (little fire ant) is the source of this 858-nucleotide messenger RNA. RefSeq lists its product as uncharacterized. The transcript has a single exon. The annotation marks the transcript as partial. Lineage: Eukaryota; Metazoa; Arthropoda; Insecta; Hymenoptera; Formicidae. The record is from RefSeq and is a predicted model, not a curated record.